AUGUUUGGAUCUGCCUCAUUCUUUACCAAUCUUUUGAUCAAGAUGGAGCACUACAAUCAUUUGGUGAGCUGGACCAAAUAUUUCGGUUUCAACACCUAUGAGCUCAAAGUUCGGAAAGGUGGCUCCAUAGAGUGGGCAUGGUCCAGAUCCGGAAUCACCCUAAGCUUAGCUUUUCUAGCGGGCUACAUCUAUUUUUCAGCCCAAGUGCUGAACCCAAAUGCCGUGGCUCCUUACGCCAAAAGUGGUUCCGUUCUGCUGGAUAAGGGAGGCGAAUAUAUGCUGUUGUUAGCUGGGUUUGGAAUGAUUACGACCAUGCAGUCACGAUUUUAUCUUAGAAACACGUUGGUCAAAAUUAUUCAACAAUUUCUUACCGUGGACAAAAAAAUGGCAUCCCUAGGAAUGGAGAUCGAUUUCGGCUCUGAGCUAAGGAUGGCCAGAUUUGGUUUGGGAAGUUCGUUGAUUUUUAUUACCUUUUCAAUUCUCUUGGGUGUGUAUGCGAUGUAUUUGCUCGGAAAUUUUCCUGUUGGGUUUUUCGUUUACGGAGGGCAAAUAGUGGUGAGCUUCAGUGGAAGUGUCCUAGCCAAUAACAGCUAUAUGAUGUACUUCAAAACUUAUAGACGAAUUAGAGUUUUAAAUGAAAAUCUGAGGUAUGAAAAGUCUUCAAAAAACUUAAUUGAAAACUACAAUGGCUUUAUAUCAGAAAUUGCUCUUAUUUUUGAUGAUCUUUACACCCUGACGAACGAUAUAAGCUGGAUGACGUUAACAGAGGCCAUCAUCUACUGCAUAAUAGUUGUAAUGUAUGGAAUCGAAACACUCUUUGCCGCCUAUCGAGUAAUCUUAACAGGAAAAUUUGAGUCAUUCGUAAGCAGUGGGAUGCACAUGAUUUGGUGGACCGAGUACUGUUUGGGUCUUUUGACGGUUCUGGUUUCUUCUCAUUUGGUCAAACAUGAAGCCCUCGAUACUCAGGAGCUGUUGGCCGCUGCUAUGGUUUCUGAGAAGGAUGAGUUGGUUCGUAAAAAAAUGGCAGCAUUGGUAAUGCAAAUUCGCCAUAACACCCCAAGGAUUACAUCGUGGCUGUUUUCACUCAAUCUGACGAUGCUGGGAAGCGUAUUCACUUUUCUCUUCAUCAUGAUUCAGUUUGAUAAUUGA
This is a messenger RNA of Uranotaenia lowii, 1149 nucleotides long. RefSeq lists its product as uncharacterized. Bases 1 to 1149 code for a protein of 382 amino acids. The record is from RefSeq and is a predicted model, not a curated record. The transcript has 5 exons. NCBI's taxonomy places the organism in Eukaryota, Metazoa, Arthropoda, Insecta, Diptera, Culicidae. Gene Ontology annotation, cellular component: membrane. Gene Ontology annotation, biological process: sensory perception of taste.